AUGGCGACCGAUCGUGCGGCCCCGGGGCCGCUGGAGACCGACUCCAAGGCCCGCUUGACGCAAGAGAUUCAAGACGCGGUCUCGCCCGCCACCAAGUCUGACGUGCCUUCAGACUCCGACUCGGACAGCGAAAUUGAAACAAACCCGUUUGCAAAACCACAGGUGGCCGCGUACUGGAAGGACGUGUACGAAAAAGCGCAGUAUGAAUGUCGCCACGCAUUCGACCCGACGCUGGAGUGGACCGAGGAGGAGGAGAAGAAGCUCAUUCGCAGGAUGGACUGGAGGGUCUGCCUUUGGGCGUGCAUCAUGUUCUUCGGUCUCCAAGUCGAUCGCGGCAACCUCAGUCAGGCAGUCUCGGACAACAUGCUCGACGACCUAGGGAUGAACACGAAUGAUUUCAACCUCGGCAACAUUGUCUUCCUGCUUUCCUUCCUUCUCGCCGAGCUGCCUUCGCAACUCAUCUCCAAGAAGCUCGGCCCCGAUCGGUGGAUUCCAAUGCAGAUUACGUUGUGGUCCAUUGUCGCAACUUCUCAGUUUUGGCUUUCGGGCAGAUCCAGCUUCCUCGCUACGAGAGCGCUCAUCGGCAUGCUCGAGGGCGGCUUCAUUCCGGACAUCAUCCUGUGGUUGAGCUACUUCUACACUUCAAAGGAACUACCAAUCCGUUUGAGCUUCUUCUGGACGGCGCUGUCCGUGACGGAUAUUGCAACUUCCCUCGCAGCGUUUGGUCUUCUGCGUAUGCGCGGCAUUCUGGGACAUGCCGGAUGGAGAUGGCUGUUCUUGGUCGAGGGUCUGAUCACAUUGUGUGUCGGCAUCGCCUCCUUCUUCUAUAUGCCUGCCUCGGCCGUUCAGACAAAGACCUGGUUCCGGCCGAAUGGGUGGUUCAGCGAGCGUGAAGUCCUGAUAGUAGUCAACCGUGUGCUGCGUGACGACCCGUCCAAGGGAGACAUGCACAACCGCCAGGCCAUCACGCCCAGGAGACUCUGGAACUGCCUGAAGGACUACCACCUGUGGCCCAUUUAUGCUCUCGGACUCGUGUGCUUCAUCCCGCAGGCACCGCCCAAGACGUACAUGACUCUUAUCCUCCGCAGCUUGGGGUUCGACACGAUGACGACCAACUUGCUGACUAUCCCGGCCUCCGUGAUGCAUAUCAUCACACUCCUCGCUUUGACUUGGCUGUCUGUCAAGGUCGACCAGCGCGCUUUGGUUGGCAUAUUGCAGUCCAUCUGGACGCUGCCGUGCAUCAUUGCCCUGCGCUUCUGGCCCGGCACGAUGGUCAAUCCCUGGGGUACUUUCGCCCUUGUGACCACACUGCUAUCAUAUCCGUACACCCAUGCAAUUCUCGUCGCCUGGACGUCGCGCAACUCCAACAACGUUGGCAACCGAUCUGUCUCGGCAGCUUUGUAUAAUAUGAUGGUCCAGCUCGGCAACGUCAUAUCCAACAACAUCUACGUCGAGGCCGACAAGCCGCUGUACCGCAAGGGCAACACGAACCUGCUGGCCAUCAACAUCCUCGCGAUCCUGCUGUUCCUGUUUGCCAAGGCAUACUACGUCUGGGAGAACCGCCGCCGCGACCGCAAGUGGGCGGCGAUGACUGAGGAGGAGAGGCGAGAGUACUACCGCGACGCGGACAAGGUCCGGGGCCAGGCGACGAACCGGCUCGACUUCCGCUUUGCGCACUAAGCUUGCCGCAGUGAUAGCAGGUUGCUUCGCUUGCUGACAUGCGAGGAGCCCACUUGUAUCAACGGCGGCUGAAAUGCGUGGUGGGAGACGCAAAUACAGUGGCGCACUUCAAUGGCUACAUUUAGUAUAUGGCGCUGUAUGCGGCUCAGCCGUAGCAACCACAAGUGCAUACAUCCCUCUCGUUUGGGAGUGCUUAUGUAAUCAGGAUUUUGCCACGAGAUUUGAUGAGGACGC
This is a messenger RNA of Microdochium trichocladiopsis, 1914 nucleotides long. Its product is annotated as major facilitator superfamily domain-containing protein. The record is from RefSeq and is a predicted model, not a curated record. The transcript is spliced from 8 exons. Gene Ontology annotation, biological process: transmembrane transport. Gene Ontology annotation, molecular function: transmembrane transporter activity. The coding region runs from base 1 to 1680 and encodes 559 amino acids. NCBI's taxonomy places the organism in Eukaryota, Fungi, Ascomycota, Sordariomycetes, Xylariales, Microdochiaceae. Gene Ontology annotation, cellular component: membrane.